CAUGGAGAUUGUCAACUGUCAUGGCACGGAUGGAAGUGCAAUUUAGCCUGGAAACCGGAUUACAAUGAAGCAUGAGGUCUUUUUGAAGUCAUUUGGCCGGCUCUCUUGGUUGUAAUGAGUCUCAGCUGGUUUGACUACAAAGGCAACUUCUUGAAGCAGAUCCUGUUUUUUUGUUUUUGUUUUUUGUUUCUUGUUUUUUUCCGGAGACAUCUCACUCUGUCGCCCAGGCUGGAGUGCAGUGGUGUGAUCUCGGCUCACUGCAACCACCACCUUCCGGGUUCAAGCAAUUCUCCUGUCUCAGCCUCCAGAGUAGCUGGAACUACAGGCACAUACCACCACACCCGGCUAAUUUUUGUAUUGUUAGUAGAGACGGGGUUUCAUCAUGUUGGCCAGGUUAGUCUUGAACUCCUGACCUCGUGAUCUGCCUGCCUCAGCCUACCAAAUGCUGCAAUUACAGGCGUGAGCCACCGUGCCCGGCCUAUACAUUGUUUAUUUUGGAAAAAUUAAAAAUUAGGUUUUUUUUCAUUAAAGAGAUGUUAUUUCCAGUCAAGAGAUCAAGACCAUCCUGGCCAACAUGGUGAAACCUCAUCUCUACUAAAAACACAAAAAUUAGCUGGGCGUGGUGGCGCACGCCUGUAGUUCCAGUUACUUGGGAGGCUGAGGAAGGAGAAUUGCUUGAACCUGGGAGAAGGCUGUUGCAGUGAGCCAAGAUCGCGGCACUGCACUCCAGCCUGGGCGACAGCGUAAAAAAAAAAAAAAAAAAAGCCGGGCAGAGUGGCUCACGCGGGUAAUCCUAGCGCUUUGAGAGGCCGAGAUGGGAGGAUCGCUUUAGUCCAGAAGUUCGAGACCAGCCUGGUCAACAGAGCGAGACCACCCCCGCCCCAACACACACACACACAGCUCCCAAACACACACACACACACACACACACACACACACACACACACACACGAAAAAAGCCACUGAUUUACACAAUUUACACAGUCCCUGGGCCAGGACUCAGGGAGAUAGUGUGACAAAGAGCGCUCGGGUCAGGAGGUGAGAGCGCAGGGCAAUGUUCCAGGUCCCCGGGCGUGGCUCUCAGGGUCUCAGGCCCCAAGGGCAGAGUGUGGAAACUUAGGAGCGUUGGUGAUUCCACACUCUGCAGUUUCCAUUUCCUCUCAUAACCUGGUCGUGUACUUCUUCCUGGAUACUCAUGACGCAGACUCAGUUCUCAUUCCCAAUGGGUGUCGGGUUUCUAGAGAAGCCAAUGAGCGUCGCCACGACUCCCGACUAUAAUAAAGUCCCCACCCAGAUUCAAGAGGCUCUCCGGACUCUGACUGGGAUCAUGGCAGAUGGAACCCUCCUUUUACUCCUCUCGGAGGCCCUGGCCCUUACCCAGACCUGGGCGGGCUCCCACUCCUUGAAGUAUUUCCACACUUCCGUGUCCCGGCCCGGCCGCGGGGAGCCCCGCUUCAUCUCUGUGGGCUACGUGGACGACACCCAGUUCGUGCGCUUCGACAACGACGCCGCGAGUCCGAGGAUGGAGCCGCGGGCGCCGUGGAUGGAGCAGGAGGGGCCAGACUAUUGGGACCGGGAGACACGGAGCGCCAGGGACACCGCACAGACUUUCCGGGUGAACCUGCGGACCCUGCGCGGCUACUACAAUCAGAGCAAGGCCGGGUCUCACACCCUGCAGUGGAUGCAUGGCUGCGACCUGGGGCCCGACGGGAGCUUCCUCCGCGGGUAUGAACAGUUCGCCUACGACGGCAAGGAUUAUCUCACCCUGAAUGAAGACCUGAGCUCCUGGACCGCGGUGGACCCGGCGGCUCAGAUCUCCGAGCGAAAGUCAAAUGAUGCCUGUGAGGCGGAGCACCAGAGAGCCUACCUGGAAGACACAUGCGUGGAGUGGCUCCGCAAAUACCUGGAGAAGGGGAAGGAGACGCUGCAGCGCUUGGAUCCCCCAAAGACACAUGUGACCCACCACCCCAUCUCUGACCAUGAGGCCACCCUGAGGUGCUGGGCCCUGGGCUUCUACCCUGCGGAGAUCACACUGACCUGGCAGCGGGAUGGGGAGGACCAGACCCACGACACGGAGCUUGUGGAGACCAGGCCUGCAGGGGAUGGAACCUUCCAGAAGUGGACAGCUGUGGUGGUGCCUUCUGGAGAGGAGCAGAGAUACACGUGCCAUGUGCAGCAUGAGGGGCUACCUGAGCCCCUUACCCUGAGAUGGGAGCCGGCUUCCCAGCCCACCAUCUCCAUCGUGAGCAUCGUUGCUGGCCUGGUGGUUCUCCUUGGAACUAUGGUCCCUGGAGCUGUGGUUGCUGCUGUGAUGUGGAGGAAGAAGAGCUCAGGUGGAAAAGGAGGGAGCUACUCUAAGGCUAAAUGGAGCGACAGUGCCCAGGGAUCUGAGUCUCUCACAGCUUGUAAAGCCUGAGACAGCUGCCUUGUGUGCGACUGAGAUGCAGGAUUUCUUCACGCCUCCCCUUUGUGUCUUAGGGGACUCUGGCUUCUCUUUUUGCAAGGGCCUCUGAAUCUGUCUGUGUCCCUGUUAGCACAAUGUGAGGAGGUAGAGAAACAGUCCACCUCUGUGUCUACCAUGACCCCCUUCCUCACACUGACCUGUGUUCCUUCCCUGUUCUCUUACUUUUCUAUUAACAAUAAGAACCUGGGCAGAGUGCGGCAGCUCAUGCCUGUAAUCCCAGUACUUAGGGAGGCCGAGGAGGGCAGAUCACGAGGUCAGGAGAUUGAAACCAUCCUGGCUAACAUGGUGAAACCCCGUCUCUACUAAAAAAUACAAAAAAUUAGCUGGGCGCGGAGGCGGGCGCUUGUAGUCCCAGCUACUCAGGAGGCAGAGGCAGGAGAAUGGCGUCAACCCGGGAGGCGGAGGUUGCAGUGAGCCAGGAUUGUGCGACUGCACUCCAGCCUGGGUGACAGGGUGAGACUCCAUCUCAAAAAAUAAAAAUUAAAAAAUAAAAAAAGAACCUGGAUCUCAAUUUAAUUUUUCAUAUUCUUGCAAUGAAAUGGAAUUGAGGAAGCUAAGGCCAUAGCUAGAAAUACAGAUAAUUCCACAGCACAUCUCUAGCAAAUUCAGCCUAUUCCUAUUCUCUAGCCUAUUCCUUACCACCUGUAAUCUUGACCAUAUACCUUGGAGUUGAAUAUUGUUUUCAUACUGCUGUGGUUUGAAUGUUCCCUCCAACACUCAUGUUGAGACUUAAUCCCUAAUGUGGCAAUACUGAAAGGUGGGCCCUUUGAGAUGUGAUUGGAUCAUAAGGCUGUGCCUUCAUUCAUGGGUUAAUGGAUUAAUGGGUUAUCACAGGAAUGGGACUGGUGGCUUUAUAAGAAGAGGAAAAGAGAACUGAGCUAGCAUGCCCAGCCCACAGAGAGCCUCCACUAGAGUGAUGCCAAGUGGAAAUGUGAGGUGCAGCUGCCACAGAGGGCCCCCACCAGGGAAAUGUCUAGUAUCUAGUGGAUCCAGGCCACAGGAGAGAGUGCCUUGUGGAGCGGUGGGAGCAGGACCUGACCACCACCAGGACCCCAGAACUGUGGAGUCGGUGGCAGCAUGCAACGCCCCCUUGGGAAAGCUUCAGGCACCAUCCUGCAACCCAUUCGAGCAGCCACGUAGGCUGCACCCAGCAAAGCCAUAGGCACGGGGCUACCUGAGGCCUUGGGGGCCCAAUCUCUACUCCAGUGUGUCUGUGAGGCAGCACAUGGAGUCAAAAGAGAUUAUUCUCUUCCCACAGAUACCUUUUCUCUCCCAUGGCCCUUUAACAGCAUCUGCUUCAUUCCCCUCACCUUCCCAAGCUGAUCUCAGGUAAACUUUGAAGUAAAAUAAAAGCUGUGUUUGAGCAUCA
Messenger RNA from Symphalangus syndactylus (siamang), 3833 nucleotides. Its product is annotated as patr class I histocompatibility antigen, alpha chain E. The record is from RefSeq and is a predicted model, not a curated record. Gene Ontology annotation, biological process: antigen processing and presentation of endogenous peptide antigen via MHC class Ib; positive regulation of T cell mediated cytotoxicity; immune response. Lineage: Eukaryota; Metazoa; Chordata; Mammalia; Primates; Hylobatidae. Gene Ontology annotation, molecular function: signaling receptor binding; peptide antigen binding. Gene Ontology annotation, cellular component: external side of plasma membrane.